Messenger RNA from Anastrepha obliqua, 444 nucleotides. RefSeq names its product probable insulin-like peptide 3. The coding region runs from base 61 to 444 and encodes 127 amino acids. Gene Ontology annotation, molecular function: hormone activity. The record is from RefSeq and is a predicted model, not a curated record. Lineage: Eukaryota; Metazoa; Arthropoda; Insecta; Diptera; Tephritidae. The transcript has 2 exons. Gene Ontology annotation, cellular component: extracellular region.
CCAAUUAAGAAAUCGUUUAUUAAAUAUAUUAUUGAUAAAACUUUAAAUAUUUGUUAAGUCAUGUUAGCGCUAAAUUUGUUGAAACUCUACGCUUUGCUACUUGUUUUGAUAGUAGGCUUGCAGCAAAAUACUGCCCAGCGCACGGUUUGUGGUCCAGCAUUGGAUGCGGUGCUUAGCACUCUUUGCGUGCACGGCUUUAACACGAAAUUCAAGAGGUCAAUGGAUUUGGAUGAACAUAACGGCAAUGAGCUGGUAGAAGAACUGCCCUUCCCCUAUGCAAAUACGCCAUUCUUAGGCAAGAUACGCGGUGGCUAUGUUGAUACGUUGGCCAAAACACGUCGUCGUCGUGACGGUGUCUAUGAUGAAUGUUGCAACAAGGGAUGCACCUAUAACGAAAUCCUAUCGUACUGCAAUCGAUAUGAAGAUUUGAUUCGCGGGCUUUAG